Cyphellophora attinorum is the source of this 2667-nucleotide messenger RNA. RefSeq lists its product as uncharacterized. Bases 1 to 2667 code for a protein of 888 amino acids. Lineage: Eukaryota; Fungi; Ascomycota; Eurotiomycetes; Chaetothyriales; Cyphellophoraceae. The transcript has a single exon. The record is from RefSeq and is a predicted model, not a curated record.
AUGCGCCCAGGGACUUCAACCCUAGAACAAACCUACUGCCAUAGCGACUCGACAAUCGACGAAGAAGUGCCUUACACACUUUCUGCUCUCAACACCAGUAACCACGAGGCUUCGAAUGGAGCCGUCUCUCGAACUCAGCGCCGAAACAAGCGCGUGAGAACCUCCGCAUCAGCAUGUGCCGCAUAUGUCAACAACGACGUGCAUAAGCCAUCACCACAACCACGUAUCCGCGGCACGUCACCUCGCUGUCGCAACGCGUUGUAUACAUUUGUCGAUCAGGCUGCUGGCCAGGAAUUGCAAGAGAAUGUACACAUGAGGAAGUUAUCAGGAAUCUCGAAAGCCCUAAGCAUCCCUAACUUCCACCACUCCCCUUCCCACGACGACUCGAGACCGUCUUCGUCACCUGCCGCAAAAGUACCGACCCCCUUGCUGCGAGCCAACAGCACACCACAUUAUUCCAAUCUACAACACCCGCAAAAGCGGAGACCUCCACCUGCAUCGCACAGCAGCUACGGCAUCGAAACUAGCAACGGCCCACCUCCCUCGUACUCUACACAGCAGACGCUGUCGCAAGAUCGCGCAGUGUGGCCACAACAAGAGCGAGGCCGAUCGUCGAAGCCAGUCAGCGUUGCAAUAGGCCGGAGUGGCAGUCCCGCCAAAGCAGUGACGGACACGUCUGAUGGUGAAAUAACUCGAACAAUUGCACUACCCACCGCAUCUCCUUCACGCACCUCAACCGCACCCGAAUACUUGCAUGCAAGCAGCGACACUCCACAGCCAACUUUCCCUGCAAAGCCAUCCGUCUCGGACAUUUCGAUACUGUCCGACCAGUCGAAGACCACGAGCCCGGACACGGGAACGCACGGCACUGAGACACACGUUAGCAACGACUCAACACCACCAACGAGCGCGUCAAUCAAUAUGUACGACGACCACAAGUCGUCUUCGCACGGUCUUGAACCACCGGCGCAAGAUCUAUCGACCAGCUCCAGCAGUGAGAAUUUCCACGAUCCCAGCAAGAACGCCGAUUUGUUCCUCAAGAUAGCCAAAGACGCCGCCUCAACACCCAAAGAAAAUGUCCCAGGCUCACGACGAUCACGGAUAUCGCUGCCAUUUCUCUCAUCCUCACGACCCGCAACCUCGAUGAAGUCGUCCCCGAUUAGUACCAAUUUCAAUGCUGAAACAAUACGAGAACGAGCCAGCACUCCACAACGUUUCGGCAAACGGUCCUCACUAGGGUCGCAUGUCCCGGGCGCUUUUUCUUCUACCACCUCAUACUACACCGAUACAAGAAGUCAUCUGGCGCCGCAGACUGAUCAGGCCUCGAACAUUGAUCCCAGCGAUAGCCGCUCGCAGUUGAAUGGGCGGUCACGUCGUCAUUCAAACGCAGUCAAUGACUCACGACCUCCCUCCAGACCAUAUCAGGCUAGAUCGCGACUGGCAUCAGACGGUCUCUAUGGCGAGAAAAUCCGGAUGCAGGAACAGACUCAGACAGAGUCGACGAUUUCGACGACCGCACCAUCUACGGUAUGGGACGAGCUGGAUGAUCUGAAAUCGAGGAUAAAGAAACUCGAGUUGACCGGUAAACUCCCGCCGUCCUCCGCAGCUGCAAUGACCAGCGAUCGACCACGGACAGCAACGACCCAAGCGACAAACUUGUCUUCAUCGCCUAAGCACAAGCCAAUAGUCAACACGAACGCCUUGCCCUCGGCAAUCGAGGGGAUUCCGUCGAAUGUGCAUCCAACUCUACAUGAAGCGCUUAUGAAUGCCAAGAAUACCGUUAGCAACGAUGUAUACCAGAAGUUGCAGGCGACGACCUCGGACGCAUUGCAGCUUUCAAUGAUGCUUAGCCCGGACUACAGCACCAAUAGUUCGGCUGUGAUGUCCCAAUCAGAACGACAGCUUCGGCGUCGUGCAGAAUCGAUGUGUCGAUCGCUCACCGAGCUGACCAUUGCUCUUCUAGCAGAGCAGCAAAACAAUGCGAAAUCGCCGAACUCCCGGCCUGGCAGCAGCCAUCUGUACCAGUCUACACCCACCGGCACAAACUUUCGUUCGCGUCGCCUGUCGAACGCAACAGUCGAGACGCCGGAGCAAAAUAGCACUGUGCAGUCUCGCGUAGCGUCAAGGCUUGAGAACCGCCGGACCUCACUAGCAAAGAGCACCCAAGAGCCUUCACCACGACCGAUAUCCCGUGCAAUGACUGAAGCACCAACUGCAUAUCGGGGUGCUUCACGGGCGAAUUUCAGUCGGGAGUACACACGGCAGCAUCCUCUGCCGUCCGCUGGCUCAUCAGAUCAGACGAAGGUUGCAUCUAGCACUCCUUCGCAACAGCAGAUCGGCAACCUGGUUUCCCGACGCCAAGCUGCUGUCAACGACACAACGCCCGAGGCGAUCAAUUCUUCUCCAGUGCCAUUUACGAUCUCGAUACAGCGGCCCUCACACCGUCAGUACCCAGACUCGCCAGCGAGUGUAGUCAGCGAAGCUUCGCCAGGUACGCGAGCAUCAGGGCGGCGUUCGCUUGGCUUCGCUGCUCGCGUGUCCAGUGUCUCAUCGAGGCUCAAGCUUGCGAGAGAGCAACGACUCGCCGCAACGUCCAGUAGGGAUGGACCAGCAAUGGCGGCUAGCGAAGUUGGCUUCGUUGCCAGUGGUGGCGGCAAUGGCGUGUAG